Misgurnus anguillicaudatus (oriental weatherfish) is the source of this 873-nucleotide messenger RNA. Lineage: Eukaryota; Metazoa; Chordata; Actinopteri; Cypriniformes; Cobitidae. The record is from RefSeq and is a predicted model, not a curated record.
AUGACACGGUUUCUUGUGAAAACAGCUUUUAGAAAUGGACCUAGGGUAGAAGCUGAUGUGAGGUUGGUGAAUGGUUUUGAUGCUUGCUCUGGAAGAGUGGAGCUUCUCCAUAAUGGAACGUGGGGAACAGUGUGUGAUGAUAAUUGGUAUGUACCAGUCGCUGCAUUGGUGUGUAAAGAACUUGGCUGUGGAGAUAUUAUAGACGAAAAGUCUUAUGGAUAUUUUGGGGAAGGUUCAGGACCAAUAUGGAUGGAUGAAAUAGAUUGUGUUGGCAAUGAAUCCUCACUGGUAGACUGUGGAUUUGCGGGGUGGGGAAUAACCAACUGUGAACAUGAUGAAGACGCUGGAGUCAUCUGUCAAGGAUUGGUUAGGUUGGUGAAUGGCAUGGACUCUUGUUCUGGACGAGUGGAGCUUCUUCAUGAUGGUCAGUGGGGAACUGUGUGUGAUAACGACUGGGAUAUUUUAGACGCUGCAGUGGUGUGUAGAGAGGUGGGUUGUGCAGAUGCUAUAGAGGCAAAGACUGGUGCUUAUUUUGGAGAAGGUUCGGGACAAAUAUGGAUGGACGCUGCACAAUGUUUUGGGAUUGAGUCCUCAGUGGAGAGCUGUAACUCAACAAAAUGGGGAAUACAGAGCUGUACCCACUCAAAAGAUGCUGGAGUCAUCUGUAACCCUCCUAUUAGGUUGAUCAAUGGCAGUGACUCGUGUUCUGGACGAGUGGAGGUUCUUCAUGACGGUCAGUGGGGAACAGUGUGUACAGAUUCCUGGGACUCUACUGAUGCUGCAGUGGCAUGUAAAGAGUUUGGAUGUCCAACCGGUGCUGAACUGACAAGAAAUUCAUACGGACCUGUUCUACUGUAUGAAACACACAAGUAG